Molecule: messenger RNA, 175 nt
Organism: Haemonchus placei
Lineage: Eukaryota; Metazoa; Nematoda; Chromadorea; Rhabditida; Trichostrongylidae
Source: the annotation of a GenBank genome assembly
CUUGGGAGGAAGCUGUACGCUGACGAGGUGCAUGAUGACUUGCAUGGGAUGUCGAACCAAUUCACUGCUACACCGACUAUCAAUAAAUACGCUCGCUCCGUGGAGUCCACUAUUGAUCUUCAUCAACUGCCUCCUAUGGUUGGUUGAAGAUACUUCUUCAGAUCACAAAGGAUAA